Molecule: messenger RNA, 675 nt
Organism: Trichomonas vaginalis G3
Lineage: Eukaryota; Parabasalia; Trichomonadida; Trichomonadidae
Product: chromatin remodeling
Exons: 1
Coding region: 1-675 (224 amino acids)
Molecular function (GO): protein binding
Source: RefSeq, a predicted model, not a curated record
AUGACAGAAUUGAUCAAUCAUCCCAUUACAGGAAAAUAUAAGAAGCUAUCAUCAGGUGGAAAGGGUAAAGGCAAGUUAAAAUUAAUGUUCUCAACGCAAAGAGUUCAAGACGAUACACUUGAUUUAGAUACUGUUAAAACUAAACUAGACGAAGGAAAAUACGAAACUUUAGAAAUGUGGAAAGCAGAUAUUGAUAAAGUUUUUAAUACUUCUCUUCCAUCACAUCUUGACGAUAAACCUAACAUGAGAGAAUUCAGAAAAGGCGCUGUUCAAUAUAUUUUAGAAGAAAAACUACGAAAUCUAGAAACUGCAGAUAUGAACUCUUGGGCAGAAAAGAUUAUUAAAAUACGCCGCAAAAUGCAAUCAUUAGCAGAAGACCCUCCCGUAUAUGUUCAAAAAUGUAUUCCAUCACUCUGUAACAUUAAAUCUUUCAAUGAAAUGAACGUAUUAACUCAACACGAAAUUGAUUGUUUCAUACAAGCUUCUGAAAAGCUUUACUCUGAGCAGCAUCAUAGGAAUAUGCUCAAUAUUAUUCACGAUGAAGAACCUAAUUUAGAAAUUAAGCAAGACAAUGUUAUUUUAGACAUUAAUCGUUUGCGUUUGACAACCAUUUAUAAGUUAAUUGAAUAUAUGAAAGACGCUUUAGAGAAGCAAGGAGAUCAUUAUCCUGAAUAA